This is a messenger RNA of Ylistrum balloti, 1077 nucleotides long. RefSeq names its product beta-1,3-galactosyltransferase 5-like. NCBI's taxonomy places the organism in Eukaryota, Metazoa, Mollusca, Bivalvia, Pectinida, Pectinidae. The record is from RefSeq and is a predicted model, not a curated record. The coding region runs from base 1 to 1077 and encodes 358 amino acids. Gene Ontology annotation, molecular function: hexosyltransferase activity. The transcript is spliced from 2 exons. Gene Ontology annotation, cellular component: membrane.
AUGGGGUCAAAGUUCAGACAGUGCAGCAUGAAGUGGUCAGCAUCCUCACAGGGACUACCACAUGAACAUGAGGGGUCUAUGUGUAAGUUUGCUCGACGUCCAGUAUUUGGAAGGAACGCAAGAAUUUGUCUACUAUGUUUAAUGAUUAUCGGGAUCUUCUCUCUUUGCUUCCCAUUGUAUAAACCUUUAACAAUUUCUGGUGUGGUGGAGUAUACCCAUCUCAACGACAAAAGGCAGCCGAAACAAGUUUUUAUCCGUCCAAAACUGAAAUGCAAGGAAAAUUCGAUGAAAAACACUGUCGUUAUGGUUUUAAAUAAAGCGUCCAGUUUGUUACGGCGGGAAGCCAUAAGAGAGACAUGGGGCCAUCCGGCAAUACAAGCCAAAUAUAACUUCAGUUUGUAUUUUGUGAUUGGCAACGAAAGGAACUCCGACUUGACAGAAACAGAUGUAAGAUAUGGUGAUAUUUUACAUGUAGAUGUCAACGAAAACUACUUCAACAUCACGGAAAAAGUAAUAGAAGCUAUGAACUGGGCAACUCAUGCCUGUCCUGAAUCUAGCUUUUUUUUUAAAAUCGAUGAUGACGUUUAUUUCAAUGUGGAAUUUCUUCGGGAAAUCCAAAAUGAUGAGAAGUAUGUUCCAGAUAACGUUAUUCUUGGUGAUUGUCUACCAGAAACAAAACCUUACAGAAUGACUUCCAAAUUUCGUGUUUCUUAUGACCAGUAUCCGUUUCAAUUUUAUCCGCCAUAUUGUGGAGGUCCCGGAUAUGUGAUGACAUUGAAUACGGCACGCAACAUAUAUAGUGAAAUGUUGAACACGAAAACAUUUGAGUUUGAGGACGUGUAUGUUGGAAUAGCAGCCUAUAAACUCGGAAUUACUGUAAAAAAUGUGGAAUAUUUUAUUUACGCUAUGGAUAAUUAUAUCCAUGACUUUUAUAUAAAUUGUGCUAUGAUUACACACAAUCUAACUCCAGAAUAUAUCAGAAAGUUGUGGAAGGACAGACAUAGGAGAAAUAACGUUGAAUGUUCACUGCUAGGAAAAUGGAAAACUUUAGUGAUGUCUUCAUUUCAACGUAAUUAA